AUGCCCAAGACCCGUUCAAAACUAACGCCACGCUUCACAUUGUCACAUUUGGACCGACCUCAUCUCGUGCUCCACUCUUCGUCUCUUCUCUUACCCAACUCAAUCAUGCCAGGCCAUGGCGCUGAUGAUGUACGCACGUUUCAAUGCUCCUCGUCACUCCCGAUCUACACUACCCUGCGUCUUCCCACAUCUUCAGAAUUCUCCCAGGCACUGUGUUGCUUGCGUGCUGUACCCACCCUCUAUACUCUGCGAUCGCGCGGACUCCCAAUUAGUUCUUAG
Peniophora sp. CBMAI 1063 is the source of this 279-nucleotide messenger RNA. Lineage: Eukaryota; Fungi; Basidiomycota; Agaricomycetes; Russulales; Peniophoraceae. The record is from the annotation of a GenBank genome assembly.